Messenger RNA from Morone saxatilis (striped sea-bass), 1816 nucleotides. RefSeq names its product JunB proto-oncogene, AP-1 transcription factor subunit b (gene junbb). The record is from RefSeq and is a predicted model, not a curated record. Gene Ontology annotation, molecular function: DNA-binding transcription factor activity, RNA polymerase II-specific; transcription factor binding; RNA polymerase II cis-regulatory region sequence-specific DNA binding. The coding region runs from base 335 to 1321 and encodes 328 amino acids. The transcript has a single exon. Gene Ontology annotation, biological process: regulation of cell population proliferation; regulation of cell cycle; regulation of transcription by RNA polymerase II. Lineage: Eukaryota; Metazoa; Chordata; Actinopteri; Moronidae. Gene Ontology annotation, cellular component: transcription regulator complex.
CGGCCCUUCUCAAUACACCUCAACAAGCACCAAGAGCAACACAUCAACUAACAGGAAUUUCUGAUAAGUUUUUUCCUUCCCAGGAUUGCGAAGAGAACAGCAACCGGACACUGGAAGAGACUUUUAACAGCUGACACUGAGCUGCAAACACUUUUUGUUGGACCCUGGACUUUGACUCUUUCUGUUUUUUGGAGUGAAUUUGAAUUCCAGUUUGAUUUUGGGACAUUGUUGAGAGAGACGACGAGUGCAUGCGUCUCUGCUGACACUGACAUUUGUUGACUAUCCAGAGACUGUUUCUAUAAGCAGCUGGUAAGCUUACUUUUCCUACGACUUUAUGUCUACAAAGAUGGAACAGCCUUUUUAUCAUGACGACUCUUUUCUGUCGGCUUACGGCCACUCAGAUGCAGCAAUGCACGACUACAAACUGCUAAAGCAGAAUAUGAAUUUGAACUUGACAGAGCCCUACCGCAACCUGAAAUCCCAGCUGAGAGCCGAGACAGACCUGUACCAAGGGGGGCAGCAAGACGUGGGGUCCCUGAAGCUUGCCUCCCCGGAGCUUGAGAGGCUCAUCAUCCAAAACAGUAACGGUGUGAUCACCACUCCCACCCCGGGCCAGUACUUCUAUAACCGGAGCAUCACCGAUGAGCAGGAGGGCUUCGCCGAGGGUUUCGUGAAAGCCCUGGACGAGCUGCACAAGAUGAACCAGAUGCCCCCUCCUAACGUCUCCAUCGGAACCGGUGGAGUUACGACGUGUUCGGCGGCGGCCUCUAGUGUCUUCGGCUCCACCUUGCAGCCCGAGCCUCCCAUCUACACAACACUGAACGCCUACUGCCCGAACACAAGCCUCUCUUCCGCAUCCAGUUACCCCACAGCCACCAUCAGCUACCUGCCGCCGCACCAGCAGAGCCAUCCGCAGACCUCGACGCACGGCACGCACCCGUACCAGCACGCUCUCCCCGGCUCCGGACUCCAUCCUCAGCGGCUCGUCGCUCUGAAAGAGGAACCUCAGAUCGUUCCCGACCUCCUCAGCAGCGACGGCUCGCCUCCAAUGUCCCCGAUCGACCUGGAGACCCAGGAGAGGAUCAAGGCGGAGCGCAAGAGGCUGAGGAACCGGCUAGCGGCCACCAAAUGCCGGAGGCGCAAGCUGGAGCGCAUCGCGCGGCUGGAGGAGAAGGUGAAAGGUCUGAAGAGCGACAACCAGGGGCUCUCCAACACGGCAUCGGUGCUCCGGGAUCAGGUCGCCCAGCUCAAACAGAAGGUCCUGACACAUGUGAGCAGCGGCUGCCAGCUGAUGCUCACAAGCAAGAUGGAGGCAUUUUAAACAACAGAGACUACUAACGGACUGAAAAGUAAUAACACUGGAGUCAUGCUCUGCAUGCGCAGCACUGGGACACCGGCUGAUGUGCUGUCAGCACUGACAGCAACGCAGGGCCAAGGGCGAUGUGUAGACAACUCUUUAACCUAUUUAGGAUGAAAAAGACUGAUUGAAAUGGUACUUCCGGAUGCUGGACAUCGCUCAAAAGACCAUUCAGCCCUUGACACCAGGGCAGCAUCCAGACUGAGCAGACACUGAGCAACACACAGGCCCAGAAGUCGGGUUUACUAAUGGUAGAAAAUGGGAAUGAUUAUUGUAUUUCUUUGUACUUUUUGCAACUGAUAUUGUCAUGCAAUGCUGCAUUUAUUCAUUGUGUAAAUUAUUUUGUUUGUCCGGUUGAUCCGGACAAACUGAUGAUGUCCAAUGUUUACACUGUCUUUUUUUUUUAUUUGUGAUGUGUAUUUAAGUAAAGUGUCUUAAAAUGAAACGGAAAUGACUUGA